AUGGAUGUCAAGUACCUCCAGGACAGGUAUGCAAAGGGGAUGGAGCGUGUGAACACACUGCUGAAGCACUCUCAACGCUUCAUGCAUGUGGAUGAUUUGAUGGAAGCUGCCAAUGAUGUUGUCCAGCAUUUGAAUCAGAAUGGGACAAUGGACUAUUGGGAGUUCAGCAUCAAUUUUGUCGAUGACAACCCCCAUGGCAAUGACAAGCGCCGUACAUCUCAACAAGGUACUUUGAUUUUGAACCUCAUCUAUGUGCAACAGCGUGGUGUUCCUGGAGUUGUGACCAUUCUAAAACAAUGCUUACAGGGGGUGUCAAUACCUGAGGGUGCAGAAGUACAUGUCUUCGACCUGACUCCAAACCGAUUUGCUGAGUGGUCACGUGCUGUGUGGGAUCGCCAACUUCACAACUUGAAGAACCCAGAUGCGUGUGUGGAGAAGUUCACAUAUACGGGGUACUUUGCAGAACCACAGGAAGCGGACACCCAACGAAAGGACAUGAUCGGACGAGGGAUGGAGGACAAAGAAGCUGUGUUGGACUGGUGGGACAACUGCCCAGAAGCAGGAGCGAAGACCAGACCAGCUUCUGCAUUUGGUGAAGCACAGCCAUCCUUGACCUCACUGACUGUUGUAGAUGGUCUCCUGAAGAUUCCAGAUGCGAUGACAGCCCGUUUCAAUGUGGAUUCGGCGCAUGUUUCCAAUGUCAAGCUGUUGGAAAACGAAGUCAAAAAGGCCAACACAAGAGUGGUCAAGAGGGCGUUGAGAAGCUUAGCUCCAACUCCAACCGUUCAAACUCAGACUGCGACAGCUGGCACCCCAAACCGCCAAAACCGGACAUCAUGUCAGCCGGAGUUCACAGACAAUGACAAGCCAUUGGACGUGAGCCGCGUUGUUGAUUUGGCAUCGGUGCCAGAGCAAGACUUCCGCAGCACACAACAGAUCUUGGCUAUGGCUGCAUAUCCCCGUGGGCCAUCCAUCAAGGUAUGCAUCAAUGCUGAGCUGGAGAUUUGGAUGGUGAACGAUGCAGAUACCGAUGCUGAGGUUGAAGCUGGUGAACUGCUGGGCUUCAACGUCGGCAAUUUCAAAGAGAUUGCCUUGGGUGCCACGGCUGCAUGCUGA
This is a messenger RNA of Cladocopium goreaui, 1116 nucleotides long. The record is from the annotation of a GenBank genome assembly. Lineage: Eukaryota; Dinophyceae; Suessiales; Symbiodiniaceae.